AUGGAUCUGUUACUGGGUGCAGUCGCACUGCAGUCGUUUCUUACUGGCGUCAACGCUGGACCGCUCCCACGCAAGUAUGCAAGGGAAGCCCCAGUGGUAGAUCUCGGGUACUCGGUGUAUGAGGGUGUUUACGACGCGGACUCCAAUAUCAACAGCUUCAAAGGUAUCCGAUAUGCAGCUCCACCACUUGGAAACAAGAGAUGGGCAGCACCGUCCGCUCCAGAGACCAACAGGACGACUACAAUUCCAGCCACCGAAUACCCUCCCGUCUGUCCACAGACUGGCGCAUCUUCAGAGACACCCCCAGAAUAUGGCUUUGCUUCUAAGCUCGGAAAUGAGGACUGCCUAUUUUUGAACGUAUUUGCGCCCGCCGAUGCACAUGAUCUGCCAGUGUUCUUCUGGAUCCAUGGAGGAGGCUAUGCGCUCUUCAGCUCGACCGGUCUCGACGCCAGCGAGUUCAUCACGACCAACAACAACGGCUUCGUUGCUGUUGUCAUCCAAUACCGCCUCGGUGCUUUCGGUUUCCUGGCCGGUGAGGAUGUCAAGCAGGACGGCGUGCUCAAUGCGGGCCUAUUAGACAUGAAUUACGCUCUCAAAUGGGUUCAAAACUAUAUAGGCCAGUUUGGCGGUGAUCCCUCUAGAGUCACCAUUGCCGGAGAAUCUGCAGGUGGUGCCGCGGUACUUUACCAAGCAAUGGCCUAUGGAGGCAAGCAGGAGGAAGACUUAUUUGAGAAUAUCAUCUCGGCUAGUCCAUGGUUACCCCAUCAAUAUGACUACAACGACGAUGUGACCGAGAAGAUCUACGAUGAUUUCGCUGGAGCUGCCGGCUGCAGUGCAGCAGAUGAUACCUUGCGAUGCCUACGAGAGGCCAAGUCUGAGGUUCUACAGAACGCCAGCGGCAAAGUAUCCGAAGCCGGGCCCUUUGGCACAUUUGCCUUCGUCCCAGUAACAGAUAGUACAUUUGUCCAACAUCGUCCUACCGAGCAGCUCAUCUCCAAGAAUCUUAGAGGCAGGCGCAUCCUCACCGGUAGCAACGCCAAUGACGGGAUCCCGUUGAGUCCACCCACUUCUAGCACCUUGCAAGCGUUUCGAGACUACGUCGACAUUACUUUCCCACUCUUCUCAGAUGCCGAUAAGGGGGCACUGGAAAAGCAGUACUCAUACGAGGGCGACGAUCAGGACACAAAUGCAGAAAACCCACUGUUCGAUACAUCGGGGACGUCUUUCCCUACCGCGGUGAAUCAGUCAUCGUUUGCUACAGGGCAACAACAGCGUCUUUUCAACCUCUUUUCCGAGUACGCAUUCCACUGUCCCAGCUACUGGAUUGCUUCGUCUUUCCCACAGGCAUGGAAAUAUCAGCUUAGCGCCCUUCCAGCAUUCCACGGCUUCGACCUCAACGCCCUCUGGUCGAAAGACCAGAAGAUCCCCGGCCAGGAUUUCAUCCACGCAUUCCAGAAGAUCUGGGGCAACUUUAUCAUCAACAAUAAUCCCGUGAUAUCGGUGGCAGACGCAAAGCAGUCCAAGGACAACGCCACCGUCCCUGCCGGAACUGACGGAAACAUCGAAUGGCCGCAGUACUCAGAAUCAAGUCCGACGCUGCUCAGCUUGAAUACCACAGGCGGGGUGCCUACCUACCUCACGCCCGCUGCGAACCUGAAGUACUAUGUUUACAGUGACCCUGGCGUGACCAAUGCAUUUAAGGUUGCAGAUGCGGCGCAGUGGGAAGGCGGUCGAGGGAACCGAUGUGACUGGUGGAAAGUGAAUGCUGCAAAGGUUCCAUACUAG
Messenger RNA from Aaosphaeria arxii CBS 175.79, 1785 nucleotides. Its product is annotated as alpha/beta-hydrolase. NCBI's taxonomy places the organism in Eukaryota, Fungi, Ascomycota, Dothideomycetes, Pleosporales. The coding region runs from base 1 to 1785 and encodes 594 amino acids. The record is from RefSeq and is a predicted model, not a curated record. The transcript is spliced from 4 exons.